Molecule: messenger RNA, 1119 nt
Organism: Sorex fumeus (smoky shrew)
Lineage: Eukaryota; Metazoa; Chordata; Mammalia; Eulipotyphla; Soricidae
Product: proline-rich protein HaeIII subfamily 1-like
Exons: 3
Coding region: 1-1119 (372 amino acids)
Source: RefSeq, a predicted model, not a curated record
AUGGGCGCCGCGGGGCGGGCUGCUGGGCGCGGGGCGGCUCCGGGCUGGACGGGCGGAGAGCGCGGGCCGCCGCGGCGCGAGGGAGCCCCCGGCGAGGCGCGCGAGGGCCCUGCAAGCCCACUCGGGGGGCGGCCCGGGGACCGGCGCCGACCCUCGCCCCCGCUUCCGAGGCCCGCGCCGCCGGAGACCCCCUCCCCGCCCUUGCAGCUGCAGACGAGCUCCUGGGCUCUGGAGCGCCGCCCGGCCGGACUAUCUCAUCGCCCGGAGCCCUGGGAGGCGGGCCGGGGUCUGCCCGGGUCGCGGGACUUCGUGGGGAGGGCGCGGCCCGGCGGGGACCCUGGGUGGCCGCCGCGCUCUCCGGAGCGUCUCCGGGGCGCACAGCCCGAGGGACUCGCCCUUCGCGCCAGCCUCUUCGCGGGCCUUCUUGGUGCCAGGGCCGAGCCCCCGAGCGCCGGCCGCGGCCUUCCGAGAGGCCAGCGCUUUUGGGAAAAGCACUCUUUAGAACCAAAACCCGCGCAGGAAACGGAUGCCACGCGAGUAGUGUUGUUCUUGAGGAAAGCUCACGGAUACGCAGAACGAAGGGCAUCGUUUUCCCCCUUCUUCGAGUCCCAUAGCUUCCUCGCUGCUAAUUCUUUUCCUAAGACGCCCGGCCUGCGGCGUCCUCGAGCAGCGGCUCCGCAGAGGAGGCUGGUGGAUACGGGAGGUUCAGGGCCACCAAGUGUGGAGGAGCUGCGGGGUACGGAGACGCCCUGCUCGCACCGCGGGGGCCCCUCGGAGGGCGAACGCGUGGGCUCCCUGCUUCCAGAUCGUCUAGGGCAUCAGCGCGGGCCGUGGCCGCGAACUCCGGGGAUUCGCCGCCCCGUGCUCCGGGAAAUUCGCCCCUCGAGGUCCUGGUGCCCCAAGCCUCUCGCCUCUUUUUUUCCAGCUCCUCCCACCCCGUCCAACUCCUUCUCCCCUGCUGGUCCUUUCUGUGCCUGCCGCCGUCUCUCCCGCGUCCUCGCCGGGUUCCUGGGCGCCCCCUACGUGCAGCGCCGAGCGCUCCCGGAACAACCGAGUCCCCACGCGCCCACGCGCCCUGAGGCUUCAUCUAGUUGGCGAAGGAACGUGAGGCCGGAGUGA